This is a messenger RNA of Hyaloperonospora brassicae, 1206 nucleotides long. The record is from the annotation of a GenBank genome assembly. NCBI's taxonomy places the organism in Eukaryota, Oomycota, Peronosporomycetes, Peronosporales, Peronosporaceae.
AUGGUCGUAAACACUCGCAGCACUAGUCGUAUGGCAGACGCUGCGCUCAGUGCGUCGCUUUCGCCGUUGCUCCCGAGCUCUGUGGAGGACGGGACGCCGCCCGGAGGAGACGACAACAAGCGCGUGCGGUUCCAGCCCGUGUUCCAGCCGACCCACACGGUGUUCACCCCCCGGCUGAGCGAGACGAGCUCCCUGCGGUACCGCAAACCGGAUGACCGCGUGGUGAGCAGCACGAGUCUCGCGCCGCCGAGUUCUGCCUCUUCGAUUGCACAGCCGAAUUAUGACGACUUCCUGCGACGAGUGAGCGUCGUGCUGUACCAGCACAUACGGCGCUGCGAGAAGCGGUCGCGCGAGCAGCAACGGAGCGGCCACUCUGGAGGUAGUGGUAUCUCCAGUGCCAUUGCUGCAGCUGUGUCUGCGCUCACGACAUCCGAAGACCGGGUGUCGACGGACUGUCCAUCCCCUAGUUCUUCGACGGAAGAAAGAGCAGGGAAUACUGCAGAAGCUAUGGGUCAUAACUUUGACGCGAAUGGAACUGGAGACACACACGAAGCGGUACGGAAGACGAAUGCCAGCAGCAUGUCGUCUCCAAGACUGAUGGAGUUACCCGUGGAGGAAACGUUUCUGGAAGAACAUUUCGUCACGCCACAGUAUAAGUAUACGUUUGUGCGGUUCCCGCGAGUGCAUCCCAUGACAGUGUAUAGGAUGGCAAAGAUCACGUCGAAACGACAUGUGCCAAGCGUGGACGAAAUCUUUCGGUUUUGCAAGAACCUUUUCAACAAGGCCCAACUAAGUGCCGAGUGCACCAUUGUGUGUCUCAUUUAUAUCGAACGCUUGAUGGAGCAAGCGAAUGUUCCCUUGCUAGCGGCCACGUGGCGACCGAUUGUGGUUUGCGGACUGUUGUUGGCGUCGAAAGUGUGGCAAGAUCUGAGCUCGUGGAAUGUCGAGAUCAGCAAUAUUUAUCCGCAAUUUUCGCUGCAGUCGAUCAACCGACUCGAGCGACUGUUCCUGCACCACAUCCAGUGGGAUCUUUAUAUUUCCGCGACCGUGUAUGCCAAGUACUAUUUUGCCCUGCGGUCACUGACGGAGAAAAAAGACUUUCGACGUCGGUAUAACUACACGAUGCGUGUGGAUCCGCCCAACUCGAAGCGGCUCGAAGAACGAAGUGCGGCAGUGAAAAAUGAACUAUACUCGAAAAGUCUAUGA